This is a messenger RNA of Corythoichthys intestinalis (scribbled pipefish), 492 nucleotides long. Its product is annotated as ictacalcin-like. The record is from RefSeq and is a predicted model, not a curated record. NCBI's taxonomy places the organism in Eukaryota, Metazoa, Chordata, Actinopteri, Syngnathiformes, Syngnathidae. Gene Ontology annotation, molecular function: calcium ion binding; transition metal ion binding; calcium-dependent protein binding. The coding region runs from base 164 to 442 and encodes 92 amino acids. The transcript is spliced from 3 exons.
GAUCGGAGAAGGCGGAGAGAGGGAAAAAAAGGUAGAAUCAGGGAGGGAGGGAUGAUGGAAGGUGUGGUGGAAGUAUAAAGCCGUCCCAGCAUCUGUUUCCACAUACUUCAUCCUUGCGCACCGACGCUCAUCUGCAUUAAGAAAUACCAACUAAGCAGCCAUCAUGGGUGUGGUUGAGGAAGCCAUGACUUCGCUCAUUGUCGCCUUCCACGAGUAUGCUGGCAAGGAGGGCGACAAAGACUCUAUGAACAAAAGAGAGGUGAAGGAGAUGCUCACCAAGGAAUUUGGGUUGAAGCUGGAAAAAGCAAAGGACCAGACGGCCAUUGACCGCAUCUUCAAGGAUCUGGAUGUCAACAGUGACAACAAAGUGGACUUCCAGGAGUUUAUGAUCCUGGUGACUGGCCUCACUGUGUUGUUGCAUGAGUGCCAGGAAGAGCACUAAGUCUCAUGUCUCCAAAAGGCCAGAAAACACCAAUAAGUCAAACAAUAAAC